Messenger RNA from Ornithorhynchus anatinus (platypus), 1593 nucleotides. It is a transcript of the gene KCNJ5, whose product is annotated as potassium inwardly rectifying channel subfamily J member 5. NCBI's taxonomy places the organism in Eukaryota, Metazoa, Chordata, Mammalia, Monotremata, Ornithorhynchidae. Gene Ontology annotation, biological process: potassium ion import across plasma membrane; regulation of monoatomic ion transmembrane transport. The record is from RefSeq and is a predicted model, not a curated record. Gene Ontology annotation, cellular component: plasma membrane. Bases 157 to 1404 code for a protein of 415 amino acids. The transcript has 3 exons. Gene Ontology annotation, molecular function: G-protein activated inward rectifier potassium channel activity.
CGGGGCUCCGGUGAUGGGUGGGCGGUGCUGGCGGUGCUGGCGUCCGGGGGGGGCCCGGGGAGCGGCGGCCGGCGGCAGCGCAGCUCCUCCAGGGCCCGGACCCGCACAACUUGGCUCCCGCACCACCGCAUCAGCGACACUUGCAACAACCCACCCAUGGCCGGAGACUCUAGAAUCCCAAUGAACCAGGACAUGGAGAUUGGAGCCACUCCACGGGACUCCAAGAAGAUUCCCAAGCAGGUGCGUGAUGACGGCCCUAUCCCUACGGACCGAUCCCGACUCCUGGUGGAAGCCAAGAAGCCUCGCCAGCGCUACAUGGAGAAGAGCGGGAAGUGCAACGUGCAUCACGGCAAUGUCCAGGAAACCUACCGCUACCUGAGCGACCUCUUCACCACCCUGGUGGACCUCAAGUGGCGUUUCAACCUCCUCGUCUUCACCCUGGUCUACACCGUGACCUGGCUGUUCUUUGGCCUGAUGUGGUGGCUCAUCGCUUAUGUCCGGGGUGACCUGGACCACGUCGGGGACGUGGACUGGGUCCCCUGCGUGGAGAACCUCAGUGGUUUCGUCUCCGCCUUCCUGUUCUCCAUCGAGACGGAGACUACCAUCGGUUACGGCUUCAGGGUUAUCACAGAGAAGUGUCCCGAGGGGAUCGUCCUCCUGUUGGUCCAGGCCAUCCUGGGCUCCAUCGUCAAUGCCUUCAUGGUGGGCUGCAUGUUCGUCAAGAUCAGCCAGCCCAAGAAGAGGGCAGAGACCCUCAUGUUCUCCCACCACGCGGUCAUCUCCCUGCGGGACGAUAAGCUGUGCCUAAUGUUCCGCGUGGGCGACCUGCGGAAUUCUCACAUCGUGGAGGCCUCCAUCCGGGCCAAGCUGAUCCAAUCCCGGCAGACCAAGGAAGGGGAGUUCAUCCCCCUAAACCAGACAGACAUCAAUGUGGGCUUCGACACUGGGGACGAUCGCCUCUUUCUUGUGUCGCCACUCAUCAUCUCCCACGAGAUCAACGAGAAGAGCCCCUUCUGGGAGAUGUCCCGUGCCCGGCUGCAGCAGGAGGAGUUCGAGGUGGUUGUCAUCCUCGAGGGGAUGGUGGAAGCCACAGGCAUGACGUGCCAGGCACGCAGCUCGUACAUGGACUCGGAGGUGCUGUGGGGACACCGCUUCACACCUGUUCUCACUCGGGAGAAGGGCUUCUACGAGGUGGACUACAACAGCUUCCACGCCACCUACGAGACCCGCACGCCCUCCUGUUGUGCCAAGGAGCUGGCCGAGGCCCGACGGGAGGGGUGGCCCCCCAGGCAGCUCCCCAGCACCACCCUGCUGGGCGGCUGGGCCACGGAGGACGGGGUCCAAGAGGCGGAGGGGGAAGGAGCCAGGGACACCCCCGACGGAGAAGCAGAUGGCUCUGCCUGAUGCCCGGAUGCCGGAGGGACCGACCACUCGCCGCCUGCCCCCCAGUGGGGCCCAGCUCCUCACCACCCGGGGAUGCCCACUGCCUCCCUGGCACCUUCUGGGUUAGAAAGCUUCAUCGUAAGGCCCAGGUUCAGGGAUGGUGGCAUCCCAGCUUUGCCUCAUCUCGGGCCAGGCCAGUCCUCCUGGGAA